GGAGGAGACAGGAGACCUGAUUAACACCAAGAAAACCCCGGGGCGCUUCGAGGGUCGUUCCUGUCCGCUUUGCCCCAAGGUUGUGAUCGGCUUCAGUCAGCACCUGAGGUACACGCACAACGUGAGGAACACGGAGGAGAGGGUCCUCCUUUGUAAUUGGCGGUCGGGCCGUGUCAAUAUCAGGCAGCAGCCGUGUCCGGUGACGGGAUGCUCCACCCGGCUCAGCAGGCUGGAUCGACACAUGGAGUUACACACGGAGCUCGACAGAUCGCAGAGGAGACAGGCUAUACAGGAACUGAGGAGACGGCUGACCAUGGAGCGGCUGGCCGCGUUGAGGGCCUCCGACCCUGUCGUCCCGCUGACCACCCGUUUUGAUAUUGUGGAGGAGGAUACGAAGCAGGAAGACCACUCUGUAGAUUUACCACUUCCUCCUUUGAAAGAGGAAGAGGAGAAGAAGGACGUGAGCUGCCAAGAUUAUUCCUGCCACUGCCGAGCGUCGAUCCUGAGGCUGCGGAAAGCUUUGCAAGAGCGCGACGAGGCCCUGACCAAGAGAAGUGCGACCAACCAAUCCGUUAGAGAGGACAACCUGAAGCUGAUCUCUGAAUUGAAUAGAGCGAGGAAGAGGUACCAGCUACUGAAAAGGCAGAGUGUCAGGGCCAGAUCAGCAAAGGCCAGGUCAGCAAAGAGGUCCAGGUUUCAGGCCGAUCCGUCUCCUCCUACGUCAGACACAGAACAAGAGGAGCUGCAGCAGGACCGAGCCGUGGGCUCAGGGGCCCAGACAGAGGACGCCACGGCGCCCGGAUCUAGCAGCCAAAGUCCCUUCCCGGGCUCUGCUCUGAGUGUGUUUAUAGAGGGGUUCAGGAAGACCUGUGAAGGCCCCAAUCCAAACAAUUGGAUGAAGCAAAAUUGUGACGCAAAACUCAAGCCGGUGCAUCACUUUUUGAAGGACAUGGCGAAGGAUGAGAUUAAUCCAUCCACUCUCACUUUCCUGACAAACCAGGACAACAUGAGGAGAUGGUUCCAGACCCUUCAGAAAAACAUGGCCGUCACCACGGUCAACCACUACACCUCCACUAUCGGUGCGUUUCUCCAGUACUCCGAGGAGACCCCUCCGCCUGGCUGUCGGCUGACCAGAAACCACUGGAGGGAGAUCAACCGGGCGAUGAUGGAGAUUAACAAGUCCGUGAAAGGAUCAGUUUCCAACGAGAAAGGCAAGGUGGUGUCUAUAGAGAGCCUGAUGAAGUGCCGGGCUCUUGCCAGGGACAAGAUCCCUCAAGUGCUGAAAACCUUGAAAGAAACAAAAACACAGACGAACCAGAACCGGUUUUACGGAUUCCUGUGCGCCUAUUUUACCUCCAUGUACGGCCACAGCCCGGGCCUUUAUAGAAACAUGAUGGUGAAGGAGGUGGAGGAGGUCCAGUGGUGUCUGUCUGGGUCCUAUCUGAUCAACGUGGGAAACGCAAAGCAAACCACGAUCCAGAUGUCGCUGGAUAAAGAGGAGUACUCUUGGUUUAGAGACUUCCUGAAAGUCAAGCGCUACCUCCCGGGGGGAAAGAAAGACCAGUUCUUCUUUUUCAAUUCCACCAACACCGAGAUCAAAAACCUGCCCGUCUACCUGAGGGAGGCAUGGAAGGAGAUGGGCCUGCCUGACAGCCCUUCCUUCACUGACCUGAGGACUUCCGUCAUCAGUCACGUUAAAAACGUUCUCUCGAAUGCCGACGGGGAAACGUUGGCCGACUUCAUGUGCCACGACAGCCAGAUGGAAGACAAACGUUACGCCACAAAUCCUUCCAAAGCCGGUGAGACCAGCGCCUUCCUUGAGACGGCGUCGAAGGGAGAAGAUACCGCGCCACGUCCGCCGCCGGGGAGAACCAACCCUCCGGAGAAAGAAAGCGGAAGACGAAAGAGGACCACGCCAUCUCCGAGCGGACCCCUGAAGAGACCGAGGUGCCGUACCAGGAGUCUGACACGUCCGCCGGCGAGGAGCAGAAACGGACGGCCGGGCAAACUCUAGUAAAAUAAGAUCAUUCAGAGACAACGCAUUAGAUUACAAAGAUGCACUCGUAUACCGUUUAACACUCAAGAACAAACCGAUUGAUACUCAGGCUUUGGGGGUCUCCUCAAACUGAGGAGUAUGUCGCCGCUCGCCUCCCACUUUGUCACGCUGCAGGGGAUGAAGCAGCUGAGGUCCAUUUAAAGCCUCCAGGAGAAAGAAGGACGAGGAAAGAGGGGGGUUGACCUCUGACAGUCAGAUGGAAGAGGGGGGUUGACCUCUGACAGUCAGGUGGAAGAGGGGGGUUGACCUCUGACAGUCAGAUAGAAGAGGGGGGUUGACCUCUGACAGUCAGGUGGAAGAGGGGGGUUGACCUCUGACAGUCAGAUAGAAGAGGGGGGUUGACCUCUGACAGUCAGGUGGAGGAGGGGGGUUGACCUCUGACAGUCAGAAGAGGGGGGUUGACCUCUGACAGUCAGAAGAGGGGGGUUGACCUCUGACAGUCAGAAGAGGGGGGUUGACCUCUUGACAGUCAGAAGAGGGGGGUUGACCUCUGACAGUCAGAAGAGGGGGGUUGACCUCUGACAGUCAGAUAGAAGAGGGGGGUUGACCUCUGACAGUCAGAUAGAAGAGGGGGGUUGACCUCUGACAGUCAGAUAGAAGAGGGGGGUUGACCUCUGACAGUCAGAAGAGGGGGGUUGACCUCUUGACAGUCAGAAGAGGGGGGUUGACCUCUGACAGUCAGAAGAGGGGGGUUGACCUCUGACAGUCAGAUAGAAGAGGGGGGUUGACCUCUGACAGUCAGAUAGAAGAGGGGGGUUGACCUCUGACAGUCAGAUAGAAGAGGGGGGUUGACCUCUGACAGUCAGAUAGAAGAGGGGGGUUGACCUCUGACAGUCAGAUAGAAGAGGGGGGUUGACCUCUGACAGUCAGAAGAGGGGGGUUGACCUCUGACAGUCAGAUAGAAGAGGGGGGUUGACCUCUGACAGUCAGAUAGAAGAGGGGGGUUGACCUCUGACAGUCAGAUAGAAGAGGGGGGUUGACCUCUGACAGUCAGGUGGAAGAGGGGGGUUGACCUCUGACAGUCAGGUGGAAGAGGGGGGUUGACCUCUGACAGUCAGGUGGAGGAGGGGGGUUGACCUCUGACAGUCAGGUGGAGGAGGGGGGUUGACCUCUGACAGUCAGGUGGAAGAGGGGGGUUGACCUCUGACAGUCAGGUGGAAGAGGGGGGUUGACCUCUGACAGUUAGGUGGAAGAGGGGGGUUGACCUCUGACAGUCAGAUAGAAGAGGGGAGCUGUCUUCUGAAGAAUGUUCGACUUUCUCACAUGUAUACACACACACCACACACCACACACACACACAGACACACACAUUAUUAUAAAGUCAUUUAAUGUCAUUUCAUUUGAUUUCUCGUUUCGAUUAUUAAAUAAAAUAUUGUUACUAGUUGUC
Molecule: messenger RNA, 3443 nt
Organism: Salvelinus fontinalis (brook trout)
Lineage: Eukaryota; Metazoa; Chordata; Actinopteri; Salmoniformes; Salmonidae
Exons: 7
Coding region: 242-2014 (590 amino acids)
Source: RefSeq, a predicted model, not a curated record